GAGGUGAUCGACAAUACGCUGAACCCUGACUUCGUGCGCAAAUUCGUCCUUGACUAUUUCUUUGAAGAAAAGCAAAAUCUGCGCUUCGAUGUGUGAGCCGCGCCCAGAAUUCUGGCUUGGACCGCCCCCGACCUGGAUCCUCUUGAAAUUCUGGCUGGCCCAGCCCCCGCCCCCACCUGGCCUCCUGGGCAGGCUCCUCCCCCAGGCCCAGUUUGGUCCCACUCUAAAGAGCUCCACUCUAGUGUUAGCUCCGCCCCCAAGUCCAACUUGGCCCUGCCUAGUUCUGCCCACAACUGUGUUAUUUAGCUCCGCCUCCGUCUAAGUCCCGCCCACCAUAUUUCCCCGCCCCCCCCCAGCAUGCCCUAGACUUGGCCUCGCCCUCUCUGACCCUCUCUGACCCUGACUCCCGUCCCACAGGAGACCCAGGUUGAAUUCGGGCCCAAGCCACCCCCCUUUGCCAACCCACAAUUUUAACUAGGACUCGAAACCCGAACGCUUUUCCAGGCUGUCUCCCACCAGCCCCGCCCCACGCUGCUUCCACUCUUUUCAGAAGGAUUUCCUGGGACAAGCGUUCCUGGCCCUGGGAGAGGUGAUCGGAGGUCAGGGCAGCCGCGUAGAACGAUCCCUCACGGGUGUACCAGGCAAGAAGUGUGGGACCAUAUUGCUGACCGCAGAGGAGCUUAGCAAUUGUCGGGACAUUGCUACCAUGCAGCUGUGUGCAAACAAGCUGGACAAGAAGGACUUCUUUGGGAAAUCAGACCCCUUUCUUGUGUUCUAUAGGAGCAAUGAGGAUGGCACGUUCACCAUCUGCCACAAGACAGAGGUUGUGAAAAAUACACUGAACCCAGUGUGGCAGCCCUUCAGCAUCCCUGUGCGGGCACUGUGCAAUGGAGACUAUGAUAGAACAGUGAAGAUUGAUGUAUACGACUGGGACCGGGAUGGAAGCCAUGACUUCAUUGGAGAGUUCACCACCAGCUACCGGGAGCUGAGCAAGGCCCAGAACCAGUUCACAGUGUAUGAGGUACUUAACCCUCGGAAGAAAUGUAAGAAGAAGAAAUACGUCAACUCGGGAACUGUGACGCUGCUCUCCUUUUCUGUGGACUCUGAAUUCACUUUUGUGGAUUACAUCAAGGGAGGGACACAGCUGAACUUCACAGUAGCCAUUGACUUCACAGCUUCCAAUGGGAACCCCCUGCAGCCCACCUCCCUCCACUACAUGAGUCCCUACCAGCUCAGCGCCUAUGCCAUGGCCCUCAAGGCAGUAGGAGAAAUCAUCCAGGACUAUGACAGUGACAAGCUCUUCCCGGCCUACGGCUUUGGGGCCAAGCUGCCCCCAGAGGGACGGAUCUCCCAUCAGUUCCCCCUGAACAACAAUGAUGAGGACCCCAACUGUGUGGGCAUUGAAGGCGUCCUGGAGAGCUACUUCCAGAGCUUGCGCACAGUGCAGCUCUAUGGGCCCACCUACUUUGCUCCUGUCAUCAACCAGGUAGCCAGGGCUGCAGCAAAGAUCUCUGAUGGUUCCCAGUACUAUGUUCUGCUUAUCAUCACCGAUGGGGUCAUCUCUGACAUGACACAGACUAAGGAGGCCAUUGUCAGUGCCUCCUCACUGCCCAUGUCUAUCAUUAUUGUUGGUGUGGGACCAGCCAUGUUUGAGGCAAUGGAAGAAUUGGAUGGUGAUGAUGUUCGCGUAUCCUCGAGAGGACGCUACGCAGAGCGGGACAUCGUUCAGUUUGUCCCAUUCCGAGACUAUGUCGACCGAUCAGGGAACCAGGUGCUGAGCAUGGCUCGACUAGCCAAGGACGUGCUGGCAGAGAUCCCGGAGCAGCUGCUGUCCUAUAUGCGCACCAGGGACAUCCAGCCUCGACCCCCUGCCAACUCCAGCCCGACCCCAGCUCCUGAGCAGCCCUGAGGAGUCUACUUAUCCAAUGCCUAACAAUCUGCCCACAUGCCCACCCACUGCUUCUGCUGAAAGCCAGAGGCAUCUGGAGCCCUGGAACUCAUUGGGAGGCCAGCUUGGAGGAUCAGUGCUGACUGGUCAAGCCCUGUGCCCCUUCACCCACAGAAGGGCCUGGCACUCUCAACACCUCCCUGCCUUCAUGCCAAUAAUAAAGCUGAUCUUUACUCCA
Molecule: messenger RNA, 2126 nt
Organism: Hipposideros armiger (great roundleaf bat)
Lineage: Eukaryota; Metazoa; Chordata; Mammalia; Chiroptera; Hipposideridae
Gene: CPNE9
Product: copine family member 9
Exons: 17
Coding region: 707-1909 (400 amino acids)
Biological process (GO): cellular response to calcium ion
Cellular component (GO): plasma membrane
Molecular function (GO): calcium-dependent phospholipid binding
Source: RefSeq, a predicted model, not a curated record